Messenger RNA from Yamadazyma tenuis ATCC 10573, 2159 nucleotides. The record is from RefSeq and is a predicted model, not a curated record. Lineage: Eukaryota; Fungi; Ascomycota; Pichiomycetes; Serinales; Debaryomycetaceae.
AUAACCAACAACUUUCAGAACAUUUACAUAGACACCAAGGAAAAGGCUGUCCACGAUGGAGCUUGCUCAAGAAGCGUAUGAUACCCUAAUAAACGAGACGCAGGUUCUUCAACUCAUCUAUCAUCGAAAUAAGAAUCAGCACAGACUUCUGGGUUGGUGGAAGUACUUCAAAAUGCUUCUAACUCGGUUGAAACGCAUUGUUAAGGACCCAAUCAAGAAGAACGUUACAGUGCUAUACCAGAAGAAAAUCAUCAACAAAUGCUUUUACGAGUUUUAUGGAAUCAUCAAACUCGGUCAGUUUAUGUCUUUAGGGCUUGUUUUAGUAGCCAGUUUGAGCAAAAUCAAUGAGAUCUUGAAGGCUUAUACUGAACUACGGGUGCCUACUCAAAUAGACCAACAAAACAUAUAUUUACAGGACCUGGAUGACAUUGGAGAAGUUAUUACAGAACACAUAGGGGAGACCAUUACCAAAUCUGAAGGGUUAUCAAUAGGCAAGACAGAACUUAUGAAAACAAAGGAUAAACACUUAAAGAAGGACAAGAAGAAAAAGAAAAAGACCAAAAGUGAUAUCGACAAGAUAUUCGGCUAACGCAUUACGAACCAACUACAAGGGACUGGAUUCCUUCGCUUUUAAAUUCACUUAAUAUACAACACUAUUUAAUACUGAACAUAUUGAGAUUGCAAACUGUAUUGGUCAAUAUGCAAUUCAUCGGUGUUCAACCCUGUAUUCAUGCCCAUUAUUGGUUGCCCGUUGCUCUGUUGGUAUUGAUGUUGCUCUUGUGGAGGCUGGUUGAUUUGUUGAGGCUGGGGAUGCUGGUUGGUGAAUGCUUGACGGUAUUGUUGAGGAAGUUGUUGACUCUUGAUACCAUUUGGUCCCAUGGCCAUGUUGAAGUUCAUCUGCAUUUGCUUUUGCAUUAUUUGAUAUUGUUGCUGCAAAAGCAUAGGAUUCACUUGACGUUGGGUGCCGGCAGCCGAAUCGGGAGAACUCAUGGACACGGGAGUAAAUUGAUUCAAUUGGUCAACAUCUAAACAGAACUCAUCAUCAUAGUCUAGCGUGUAAAAGUAAGGGUCAUUAAUAUCAUAGUAUUCAUUCAUAAUUGGCAUUUGUUGGGGAUUGGCAUUAAAUUGACUGGCACUGGGAAGCACAUUCUGUUGUUGUUGAACCUGUUGUAAAGGAGCAACAGAAGCAGCUUGGGUAUGUGGUGGGUUCACCCGUUGUUGCACUUCGUUUCUUUGUUGAAGAGGACUCACAGACUGUUGGUGGGGAGGACUUAAUUGUUGGACGGAGCUUGUGGAGUGUGGUUGCUGUUGGUGUUUCUUUGAAAUGUCUGCUUCCAACAUUGGAGAUUGGCUCAAUUCGCUUGAAAGGGGAGAAAGGUCUUGAGAAUCAAAGUCAUAUUCGUUUUCGUAUUCGUAUUCAUUUUCUUCAGUUUUGAUUCCCUUCAGAGUUUCUUGCUUGAUGAUUUCAUUGACCAAGCUCGAAUACUCCGUAUAAGCAGUUUCAAUCUUAAUACCCUUUCUCUUCAUUUCCUUCUUCAACUUAUUCUUGAUUCGGGACUUGCCGAUGAAGCCAGCCGGUAAGAAUUUACACUCGCCACCUUCAAUGUGGAUUUCACACCAAAUUUCUGAGUUGGGGAAGAACUCUCCACACAUUGAGCAGUUUCCACAGGACUUGGCCCUUUCUUUGGUUUUGGUACCCUUAGGAUACUGGAAAUGCCUGGACUUCAAAUGAGUCUUGUAAGUGUCUCUUCUGGAAAAUCCACCGGUAGGAUGACAUUGGUGGGUCACGUUUGCUUCAUCAAUGUAUACACUAAACUUGUGGAAAGGACAACAAUACGCCUUUUUGAUGGAAUGUUUCUUCAAGUGUCUCGUCAAGUAGCCUCUCAAUUUAAACGUAGCUUCACAUUGAGGACACUGGUGUGCCUUGUUGGAGUCUCCGGGACCAUUAAGGGCCGAUAAGGGUGGCGAUGGACUACUGGUGGACUUUGGACUGUGGUUACCCUUGGCGAGCUGGGCACUAGCCUGAAAGCCACCAAAGAGGUUCAGUGACAUGAUGGAUUCGUUAUUCGAGGAUGAGUUGGAGAUGGUCGGGGAAAUGUUGUCGUUGGCGCCAGCAGUGCUAUCGUUGAACGAAGCCGACUUGACAGAGGCAUCGUCAG